Panicum virgatum (switchgrass) is the source of this 3055-nucleotide messenger RNA. RefSeq names its product sphingoid long-chain bases kinase 1-like. The transcript has 9 exons. NCBI's taxonomy places the organism in Eukaryota, Viridiplantae, Streptophyta, Magnoliopsida, Poales, Poaceae. Gene Ontology annotation, biological process: sphingosine biosynthetic process. The record is from RefSeq and is a predicted model, not a curated record. Gene Ontology annotation, cellular component: cytoplasm; intracellular membrane-bounded organelle; membrane. Bases 572 to 2827 code for a protein of 751 amino acids. Gene Ontology annotation, molecular function: kinase activity.
CCUUCCUCCCCCUCCCCGCCCCACUCCCACCGCACCGCACCGCACCGGCCUCCUGCCUCCCAACAGCCGCGGCAAGCCGGGGACGCCGCCUCGUGUCCGGCACGCCAUUUUUCCCCUCUUCCCCUCGCCCGCCCCCCCCCCCCCCCCCCCCCGCUCCUGGCCCUGGCCUGAAUCGGCGCACGCCCUGGCCUGACACCCCCUGCUACCCUGUCGCCACCGCGUCGCGCGCGGGCCGGCCCCCCUUCCUCGCGCACCACACCCCCGCAAGUAUCUCUCCAGCUCCCUCCGCCGCCGCCGGCCGCUGAGGAGGCGCGCCCCGCUCGAUCCGGCGCGGGGAGGCGCGCCCGCUCGCCAGGUUCGAUCACCGGAUCCGAUCGCUCGAUUCGGUACGCCCCCUCGCGAGGCUUCGAUCCGGCUGGUGCUUUCCUUGCGGCGGAAUCUUCGUGUUAGUUUACUUAAUUAUACUGACAUUCUCAUAUGGCUUUGGAGCCGUGAUGCCUCAUCCAUCCCUGGAGCGGUAUAGGAUUCAUUGCCAAGACCAAUGUUCUGAAGUGCUGUCAAACAGACAGAAAUGGAUGGAACUGAGCUUGAAAAUCCUACUUCAAGAAGCUCAUCCCAGAAAUCUAGCCGCCGUUCUAGUAGCAGGCGUUCUCAAAAGUCAGCGGGGCAACAUUCUUCGCCCAGUACUCAGGAGAAAAGAAGUAAAACAAGAUCUUCAAGGCAGAAGCACUUGGCUAUUGAUGACAAAGAUGCUAAAAAGGGAAAAAACCAUGACCACAAAAUUGAUGUGGCAGAUGAAAGGUCCAAUUUUCUAGGUUACGAAGUGUAUGCUGGAAAGUUAAUUUUUGAUAAGAAAAAUAAAAGCACAAGCGAAAAUAAUCAGUUAUCAGAAAAUGGGAAAGCUGAUGCGGUUGAUGCUAGACUCACAAGUAAAGCUCUGAUCUGGGGCUCCUCUGUACUCCUCCUGGAGGAUGUUGUCUCUGUAUCAUAUAAUUCUGGAGCCAAACAUUUUACAGUGCAUGCAUACCCAACUAAAAAGUCUUUAUUUGGAAAGACACGCAGAGUUCCGAAAGACUUCUGCUUUAUAGCCUCUACCUUAGACGAGGCCAUUUUGUGGGUGACAUGCUUUGCUGAACAAAGCAUAUAUGUUAAUUUACUACCACGCCCUGGAGCGUCUAGUAUCAAUCAAGACUCAGACAACCCCCUCAGUGAGUCUUUAUUUGACCAGCCACCGAUUAAAUGCAAACCUCCACAAAGAGUACUUGUUAUAUUGAACCCUCGAUCUGGACAUGGUAGAUCAAGUAAAGUUUUCCAUGAGAAUGCAGAACCUAUAUUUAAGCUUGCAGGCUUUCAGAUGGAAGUAGUUAAAACUACUCAUGCUGGGCAUGCAAAAUCUCUUAUAUCUACUUUUGAUUUCAGCACAUGUCCUAAUGGAGUUGUGUGUGUGGGUGGCGAUGGAAUUGUAAAUGAGGUGCUCAAUGGUCUUCUGCUCAGAAGUGAUAGAACAGAAGCUGUAUCGAUUCCAGUUGGAAUAAUUCCUGCAGGCUCUGACAACUCACUCGUCUGGACUGUUUUGGGGGUUAGAGAUCCUAUUUCCGCAUCAUUAUUAAUUGUUAAGGGUGGGUGUACGCCUCUCGACAUCUUGGCUGUCGAGUGGAUUCAAUCUGGGCAAAUACACUUUGGCUCAACUGUUUCAUACUAUGGUUUUGUUAGUGAUGUCCUUGAACUUUCUGAGAAAUAUCAAAAGAAAUUUGGCCCUCUUCGAUAUUUUGUGGCUGGAGUCCUGAAAUUUUUAUGUUUGCCUAGCUACUUCUAUGAGUUAGAAUAUCUUCCUUUGCCAAAGGACAUGGCUGCAAAUGGAAAAGGCACAGAUCAAGACAAAACAAACUUGUCCAAUGUCUACGGUGAUGUAAUGCACAGCAGAUCAAAGCAAGAAGGAAUUCCGCGGGCCUCCAGUUUGUCCAGUAUUGAUUCUAUUAUGACUCCAAGUCGGAUGUCACUUGGGGAUGUUGAUACAUCAGGUAGUACAGUGGCAAGCACUGAACUGUCAGACUAUGUACGUGGUCUUGAUCCGAAAGCAAAACGCUUGUCUCUGGGCAGAAGUAAUAUUGUUUCAGAACCUGAAGAAGUGCUACGUCCCCAACCACAUCAUGGAUCAUUCUGGCCAAGAACCAGGUCCAAAGCAAGGACUGAGAGAAAUUCAGUUGGUGUGACGUCUACUAAUGACACACGGUUGUCUUGGGCAGCCCCAUCAAUGCACGACAAGGAAGACAUUUCCUCAACAAUAUCAGAUCCAGGACCUAUUUGGGACUCUGAACCAAAGUGGGACACAGGGCCAAAAUGGGACAGUGAGCUAACUUGGGAGCCUGACCACCCCAUUGAACUUCCUGGACCACCAGAGGACAGGGAAUUCGGAGCACCAAUGGAACUUGUACCAAAUUUGGAUGAGAAAUGGGUAGUUAGGAAAGGACAUUUUCUUGGUGUCCUUGUAUGUAAUCACUCGUGCAAGACAGUGCAAAGUUUGAGUUCACAGGUUGUUGCACCGAAAGCGACCCAUGAUGAUAACAGUUUGGACUUACUUUUAGUUGGUGGAAAGGGAAGGUGGAAGUUGCUGAGAUUUUUCAUACUUCUCCAGUUCGGUCGCCAUCUUUCUUUGCCCUAUGUGGAAUAUGUAAAGGUGAAGUCAGUUAAGCUUAAACCUGGUCCAAACACACACAAUGGCUGCGGUAUAGAUGGCGAGCUUUGUCGUGUCAAGGGACAGGUACUCUGCUCCCUGCUUCCCGAGCAAUGCAGGCUUAUUGGCCGUCAAUGUAGACAAUCUAUUUAAGUUCUGUGUUGUUGAAUUUCAUCGGUUUUGGGGUCUCUUUCCACUUCUAACAACUAAUGUUUAUAUAUCGAUACUUGCUGGGUUGAGCGUGGGUUGGUUGUGCAGAUCUUGAGAGUUUAAACUGGGCAGACAAUGUUGUGAGUUUUCUGUAUAUUCGAGUGGUUAUAGGAUGAUAAGUUGAUUCUUUCUAUCUAUAUAACUUUGGCUUGUAUAUAUAUUUUUUAUAGA